GGCGCACUGCAGGGAGGCGGUACUGAGGAAGCCCCUGCUCACACACUGCGGCUUGGUGGGACACGGCAGCCGGAGGGAGAGCGCGGGGUCCCGGGGAUCUGUGCGGGCGGGAGAGCGGCACACUGCUUAUUCCUGGAAGGACACGGGGCCGGGAGCCGAUGGGAAGAGGUAUCAUCUCCAUUAGGAGCUCACUGAGGGGCUGUGAGUGCAGGAAGACCGCAGAAGUGUCCGGGAAGUUUGCUGAGGAGCAGUGAAGUUCCAGGGAGGCGGUUGGAGUGGGAUGCAUUGCAGCAGAAGAGGGGCUCGUUUGACAUAGGGUAGUAUUUGGGUGGUUGCAUAACAAUUGUGGUGAGUGACACCCUCAUUGGCAUCACCCCCAUAAAUCUGCCACUCAUCAUCAUCUUCACUGCUUGUGAGCAGCAGAGCUGGAGUCAGUGGGAGAGGAGCUCUGCUGUCAGGUAUUGGGCUGUGAUUAGUGCCCCCCCCCCCCCCCCCCCAAUCCAUUCCCAGGGUGCCUGCAGGUGAGUUGUAGAAAUUAUUGGGGUGACCUUCCUGAUUAGAGUCCCCCAUUCAUUCUCUGGGGGCAGCACUUAGUGCACGCAGACGCCUUGUGGUAGAGGUUUUUGGGGUGCCCCUUCCUUCUGUGUGGACCUACAGCCAGCAUCCUCCUGUGGGAGCUAGAGGUUGCAUUAGGCUCUCCCUAAGGGUGCGACAUGCCCUGGCUGACCUCCGUCUGCACCUCGCUCACCUCCUCCCUGUGACCCUCCCUUCUUCAAUCAACCGCAUCCGGCUUCCUAGUCUCCGGCCGCAGGACUCAUAGAAAAUGUUAAAAGCCGUUUUAAAGAAGAGCCGAGAGGGUGUGAAGAACAACAAGAAUCAAGCUGAAGAGAACACACAGCAUGUUUUAUUCACCGGUAAUGUGGAUUAUCCAGUCGGCAGUUCGGGCAUCCAGGAUGAUUUCUACAAAAUGGGCUUUUCCAAGGGAGUUUCUGUGUCAUUGCCGUCAUCUCCUCUGCUGCCCCGCCAGUCAUACGCCAUGCAGCAAAGAGCCCCCAAGAAGUCACCAGGGCCAAUGAGGAAGCCCAAGUAUGUGGAGAGUCCGCGGGUGCCAGGAGAUGCAGCUGUGAUGCCAUUGAGAAAAGUCUCCGAGCUGCCGGACUCCGAGCACAAUGCAGCUCUGGAUAAGAACUCAGGUUGUUCUCCUGCUGCUCAGGAGCUCAUGACGAGACUGGGAUUCUUGUUGGGCGAAGGGAUUCCAAGCUCUGCUCGAGUAUCCAUGGACGAGAAGAAUGACGCUAUGUGUACAGUGACAAGUCACGGGAUAAGUCCCUGCUCGACGCUGACAAACAGCACGGCCUCCCCGAGCACUGCCAGUCCCUGCUCCACGCUGAACAGCUGCCUCAGUAAAACUGCCCCGAACAGGACUAGUCCCAGUGGAACCAUCAGCAGCCCCAGCUCCACCCUGGAGAGCAAAGACAGCGGCAUUAUAGCGACAAUCACAAGCUCAUCGGAGAAUGACGACCGCAGUGGAUCCAGCCUGGAAUGGAGCAAAGAUGGCAGCUUGAGGACAGGAGGCCACCCGGGAUUAAUUCAUGAGCGGAGAACGGACAAUUGCUCGCCGGUAGUAGAGGAGGAAACCUGUGGUGUUGGAGAAAAUUUGCCAAAAACUGACCCUUUGACUGGGGAAGGCCCAGUCUCCUACAUGCAGAAUUCCAGCUCUUUAGUAAUGCAGCGACCAAACUCUGUGGCAGCUACGAGUUGCACAAAACUGGAAGACUUGGGUUAUUUAGACGCCCAGAGAAAUGCACCACUGCGGACGUCAAUUCGGAUGCCCUGGCAUAACGCAGCAGGGACCCGCGUACAGCAGGAAAUCAAAGCUCGCUUUGUCCCCUACAAGCCACAGGACAUUCUGCUGAAGCCGCUGUUGUUCGAGGUGCCAAGUAUAACAACAGACUCAGUGUUUAUUGGAAGGGGCUGGCUCUUUCAGGAGAUAGAGGAAAAGUUGAGUUGCUCAGAGCUGCCCGAGAACCGGGGAGUCGUGAUUGCUGGCAGUGUCGGAUUUGGAAAGACGGCAAUAAUUUCUAAGUUGGUGGCGCUCAGCUGUCAUGGAACUCGUAUGAGGCAGAUUGCAUCAAAUAGCCCUUGUUCAUCUCCCAAAGGCAGUGACCAUGCCCCGGAGAUUCCCCUGUCUCAGACGUCUCCGCUUAGCCUCAGUAUGUGCGUUGCAAACACCAUGAAAACCCUGGGCUCUCCUGGAAGUCCGGAGCACCAAAAGAUGAUGGAUGAUUCACUCAAACAUCUGGCUUCGAAGGUCGUCGCUUAUCAUUACUGCCAGGCGGAUAACACAUACACUUGCCUGGUGCCGGAGUUCGUGCACAGUGUGGCCACUCUAUUGUGCCGCUCACAUCAGUUGACUGCCUUUAGAGACCUUCUUAUCAGGGAACCUCACUUACAGAGCAUGCUCAGCCUGCGGUCUUGCGUACAGGACCCUUUGACCGCCUUUAGAAGAGGGGUCCUGGAGCCAAUGACAAACCUUCGUCGAGAGCGGAAGAUUCCAGAGGAAGAGUUCAUUAUCUUGGUGGAUGGUUUAAAUGAAGCGGAGUUCCACAAACCGGAUUAUGGCGACACCAUCGCUUCUUUUGUAGGCAAAAUAAUCCCGUCAUUUCCAUCCUGGAUAAAGGUUAUUAUGACGGUGCGCUCUAAUUUCCAGGAAAUAACAAGUUCACUGCCCUUGUCCAAGAUUUCCUUAGAUGAUUUCCCCGAGAACAAAGACAUUUACAAUGACCUGACAGCCUAUAUACAAUACAGACACAGCACUAGCCAGGAAAUCGCAAACAAUAUCUCUUUAAAUGGGAAAACAGAUGCCUCCAGCUUCGGCAAACUGUGCGAUCACUUGGUGAUGAGGAGCCAGGGGUCUUAUCUCUACCUGAAGCUAACCUUGGAUCUAUUCGAAAGGGGCCACCUGGUGAUCAAGAGUUCAAGCUAUAAAGUGGUGCCAGUUUCCGUCUCGGAACUUUAUUUGCUCCACUGCAACAUGAAGUUCAUGACAAAUUCGGCCUUUGAGAAAGCACUUCCAAUCUUGAACCUGGCCCUGGCCUCACUGCACCCCAUGACGGAUGAACAGAUAUUCCAGGCCAUCAACUCCAGGAGCGUCUAUGCCGAACAAAACUGGAAGGACUUUCAGCAGCGCAUGGAACUCCUCUCCUGCUUUCUAAUCAAGAGAAGGGACAAGACGCGCAUGUUUUGUCACCCGUCCUUUAGGGAAUGGCUGGUAUGGCGGGCUGAUGGAGAGAGCGCACAGUUCUUAUGUGAACCACGAAGCGGACAUGCCCUCUUAGCGUUCAUGUUUUCUCGUCAAGAAGGGAAAUUAAAUCGCCAACAGACCAUGGAACUGGGCCAUCAUAUCUUAAAAGCUCACAUAUUUAAGGGACUCAGUAAGAAAAGCGGAAUAUCUUCCAGCACUCUGCAGGCCCUGUGGAUCGGAUACAGCACGGAUGGUUUGUCAGCGGCUCUCGCCUCUCUGAGGAACUUGUACACCCCGAACGUUAAGGUGAGCCGACUUUUGAUCUUAGCCGGCGCCAAUGUCAACUACAGAACCGAGGUUUUAAACAACGCCCCUAUAGUGUGUGCCCAGGCUCACCUUGGCCACGAGGAGAUGGUCAGCCUUUUGCUGGAAUAUGGAGCCUUUGUGGACGGGGCAUCAGAAGGCGGGAUGACGCCUUUGUGCUAUGCAGCGGCUUCUGGACACUUCAGCAUUGCUUCUCUUCUUUGCAAAAAAGGAGCCAAGGUGGAUCACAUAGACAAGAAGGGGCAGAGCCCUCUGGUGCACAGCGCCCUGAGAGGCCAUUGCGACAUCCUCAAGUAUUUACUGAAUUGUGAGUGGACGUCCUCUAGCCAGCAGCCAAAUUAUGUGAGAAGAAGUCACGCCCUUCAACAGGCACUGACCGCAGCGGCCAGCAUGGGACACACAGAGGUGGUGAAUUGCCUUUUGAACCACGAUGAAGAUUACCCGAUAGACAUCAAUGAGAACGAUACGCUGUGGGGAGAGACAGCUCUUACAGCAGCUGCAGGACGGGGGAAGCUGGAGGUCUGCGAGCUGCUUCUUGACCAUGGAGCCAUCUUGUCCCGUGUAAACAGACGUGGCAUCUCUCCUCUGUUUUGUGCCGUACGUCAAGGACAUUGGCAGGUUGCCAGGCUGCUCAUGCAGCACGGCUGUGAUGUGAAUCUGUGUGACAAGCAAGGCAGGACUCCUCUCAUGGUCGCUGCGUGUGAGGGCCAUUGUGGUACCGUGGAGUUCCUUCUGUCCGAGGGGGCAGACAUUGCAGCUUUGGACAAAGAAGGGUUGACCGCCCUCAGCUGGGCUUGCCUCAAGGGCCACAAGGCAGCCGUCCAGUGCUUGGUAGAAAGAGGCUCUGCCAUUGACCAGAUGGACAGAAAUGGCCGCACUCCGCUGGAUCUGGCUGCUUUCUAUGGAGACGCUGAGAUUGUGCAGUAUUUGGUUGAUAAUGGAGCCAUGAUUGAACAUGUGGACUACAGUGGGAUGAGACCUUUGGAUCGAGCGAUCGGCUGUCGAAAUACUGCAGUUGUCGUGACCUUGCUCCGAAAAGGAGCCAAAUUAGGGAAUGCAGCAUGGGCAAUGGCAACUUCCAAGCCAGAUAUCUUAAUUAUCCUCCUUCAGAAAUUAAUGGAUGAAGGCAAUAUAUUGUACAGAAAGGGAAAGAUGAAAGAAGCGGCGCAGAGGUAUCAGUACGCACUUAGAAAGUUUCCUCGAGAAGGAUUAGGAGAAGAGAUGAAAGCUUUUAAUGAGCUGCGCGUCUCCCUCUAUUUGAACAUGUCCAGAUGUCGCCGAAAAAUGAAUGAAGAAGCAAGUACAGCACUCUCCCAAAUACAGGAUCACUCACUUAUCUAUUGUGAUGGGAAGGGGCCUCAGGACUUUGGCAUGGCGGAGGAGUUUGCAACCAAGGCACUAGAGCUGAAACCAAAGUGCUAUGAAGCUUACUAUGCAAGGGCGAGAGCAAAACGAAACAGCAGGCAAUUUAUUGCUGCUCUUGCCGAUCUCCACGAGGCUUUGAAAUUGUGUCCCAACAACCAGGAAAUUAUACGACUCUUAUCCCGUGUAGAAGAAGAGUUCAAACAGCAUCAGAGGUCCCAACAGCAGAAGCAAUUCCAGCCGCCACCACCACCAAGCCAUGACUCUGAUCAAGAGGAUGAGGCUAUUGAAGAAACAAUGGACAGCCAUUUGAAUUUAGAGGAAAUUCAAGAGGAAGAAUGUCCAACUUCUGAUAAAUUCCCAGGGAACUCAAAACCACAAGAUUUGGCUAACAAUAAUAGGUUGCAGGAGCACAGUAAUCAAAAAUACACUUCUGAGGCUUCUGAAGAACUUCAAGGGAAAAAUAUAUGCCUACAGCAAGUGUUAGUACAAAGACCAACAAAACAGGCACAGAUAGUGAAAACCAAUCAGCACAUGAAUUCCUUGCAAUCCAUGUCGAGGUCUGGGAACAGUUUUUCUACUCCAAAGAAUUCAGUUCCUUCUAACUUGGUACCUUCAAGUCCACUUCCAUUGAGACAGUUUUCCAACCAAGAGAGUUUGAGAGGUCCUAGUGCAGAUGCAUCUCAUUCUGUAUCAGGAUCUCAUGGUCCUGUGUACAGUGAGAAGCUUCCAUCUGGACACGUCGCCCACAAGCAGCCGGGAGAAGUUUCGCAGCCAUACAAGUCCUCUGGUUCCUUUGUUUCUAAAAUGGCAGAAAGAUAUGUGGGCCUCUCUCCACCUCGGGAGACCCAAUCAACUGAUAAACAGAUUGUGACGGAAAGCAAAAGGAUAACCUCACAUAGCUUGACUUCCAGCAGUAGUUUUUCUGAAGGUGUUAAAGGACCUGAUGUGCGAAGCAAAGAAAAUAAGACCAGCCAAACCCUUAGUGCGACUGAGCAUAGACCACGCAACAUACCAUUUAUGGGAAUCAUGGACAAAACCGCCAGAACCUUCCAGCAGAACACGCAGUCUGGUCGAAGUUGGCAAAACCAGACAAUGGAUGUAAACACCAACCCUCCUGGAAGUAUUCAGACUGGCAAUUUUGAGAAGUUCUCUACCAGGCAGGCAAAUACUUACGGAAAUCAAAACAAAACCAUGCCAAAUGUAUAUGGAGGCCUCACCCAAAAUGGGGUUUACUCUAAGGACACUGAGGAAGGAAAGAGCCAAACAUCCAGCCUCACCCAGGAUCUUAGAGUGUCCAAGGCGGUCAACCAGUCAUACCAAGAAGCCAUGUUGAGGUCCCAGUCUCUUCUGGUUAAAGACUCGAAUUUAAGCUCAUUGUCCUCUACUAAACCAAAGCGAUCUUUCAUAGAAUCGAAUGUGUGAUCCGCAGAUUUAAGAAAAACUGACAGUGACAAGUCAUUAUAUAUCGUGUAGCUUCAUGGGGGCAACUUCAAUCUGCGGGGGCUCAAAUGAGCAUCAACUUCUUUGCUGUACAAAUGGUCGCACUCAUUUAACCAACAUGAUUUAUUGUUGACUGCUUGGAGAAGCAACUGUAAAGUGAAAUUCUCGUUACUGGUGGAAAUCAUUCCCACAUUCUGGUUACCGCGGUCAUCCUAUUCAUGGAAAGACGAACAUAUCCUGGAAAUAAAACAUUAACUCAGUUUCAUCUUUUAUAUGAACAUGGCUGAAACAGGAGCGAAGAUGUAGCCAAAUAGUUGUAGAAGAGGCUGCUGGUCAGUGUCAAUGGACAUCACUUUGGGUUUGGAAUCGGAUUCAUAGGAAAUAAACUGAUCUAUGUUCCAUAUGUUUCACUGCCGGGUGCAGUCCCAACAACUCUGGAGGAACUUUCCGCCACUUUGGUUUUCAGAACAUUACCAAAUUAUAAUGUACAAUGUGUACUAAACUAAAACGAUAACUUUGCCUUGACGGAAAAAAAAUAUCACCCUUUAUGCCUUCAACAAUACUAUGUAAGCAAAUGUACUGUAACUAACGGCAACCAGAUACAAACCUCCUUUAUAAUGUUUGUCCUUAUAAUGGAUCAGAAGGUGUAUCUUCAUAAUUGCAUUAAAAGAUGCUAUAACAUAGGACUUUCUAUUAUACCAGCAACCCGUAUGAUUGCCAUGUUGCAGAACUGCGCUAUUUCCUUUUACCUGGUGCAUGAGUAAAAGGUGCUGUAAUCCACAAUGGCUAGAUUUGCCACGACUGAAACGUUAAUGGCUUAUCCUUAGGAUAGGUCUUUUGUGUUUGAGCAGUGGGAGCCCGACCCAAGAAUAAUUAAUUAGAAUGAAGGUGGCAGUUGAUGGCGCCCUUUUAUUCUAAUGUUCGACAGGGGGUUGGAUCCUAAGGAUAGGCCAUCAGUGUUUUAGUCCUGGAAAACCCCUUUAAAGGGCUUGCGCAAGAACGGGAGAGGUGGGGGUUAGCAGACCUUCCUACUUAGGCUACUUUCACACUAGCGUUCAGGGCUCCGCUUGUGAGUUCCGUUUGAAGGCUCUCACAAGCGGCCCUGAACGCAUCCGUACGGCCCUAAUGCAUUCUGAGUGGAUGCGGAUCCGCU
Messenger RNA from Bufo gargarizans (Asiatic toad), 7526 nucleotides. It is a transcript of the gene TANC1, whose product is annotated as tetratricopeptide repeat, ankyrin repeat and coiled-coil containing 1. The transcript is spliced from 27 exons. Gene Ontology annotation, molecular function: protein binding. Lineage: Eukaryota; Metazoa; Chordata; Amphibia; Anura; Bufonidae. The coding region runs from base 824 to 6355 and encodes 1843 amino acids. The record is from RefSeq and is a predicted model, not a curated record.